AUGAGUAUGCGUCACGUAAGGGAGGCGAAGGCGCUGCUGAGGACGAAGAUGCUGCGGGUCCGCUCGGAGCACCUGCUGCAGCUUCAGCUGCAGCAGCAGCAGCAGCAACAGCAACAGCAACAGCAGCAGCAGCAGCAACAGGAGCAGCAACAGCAGCAGCAGCAGCAGACAGUAGCUGAUGCUGUGUAUAUGCAGCUCCAACAGCAGCAGCAGCAGCAGCAGCAGCAGCAGCAGCAGCAGCAGCAAGAGCAACAGCAACAGCAGUUUGGACGAUGCCUUACUCUUCUUUGUGUCUGUGUGUUGCUGUUUGCAGUAGCAACAAGCGGAACAGCAGCAGCAGCAGCAGCAGCAGCAGCAGCAGCACCUCUUCGUGUGUUCGGCAUUGCAGUGCCCUCCUCUGGCGUCUCUGCAUUCUUUGCUGCGGAUUUGCUGCUGCUGCCGCUCGUUGCAUUUACUUCUCUUGGUGCUCGUCUAGGGUAUGGGGGGGGCUUCUAUGAUGCUACAAUUGCUGCUCUCAAGAACCUCCCUGCUGCUGCUGCUCCUGCUGCUGCUGCUGCUGCUGUGGGGGAGGGCGUGCAGCAGCAGCAGCAGCAGCAGCAGGAAGCAGCAGCAAACAGCCCCGGUGAACUGCUGCGCAGACUGAGAACGACAGGGUCUCUAUCAGCAACAUCACCAGCAGCAGCAGAUGCAGCAGCACCCCCAGCAGCAGCAACAGUAACAGCAGCAGCAGCAGCAGCAGCAAGGCCGUUGUUGUGUGGUUUAGCGUUUCGCUGUCAGCAAGUGCCGAGCGAGUGUCUCCAAACUGAAGCACACGACUGUCUCCUUGAUGCUGUACUUGCAGAAGAAGACUUCAUCAUCUGCAACCCCCACCUCGCUCACCUCAUGCAGCAGCAGCAGCAGCAGCAGCAGCAGCAGUGGGUGCAGCAGCAGUAG
Messenger RNA from Eimeria acervulina, 933 nucleotides. RefSeq lists its product as hypothetical. Gene Ontology annotation, molecular function: 5-formyltetrahydrofolate cyclo-ligase activity. Lineage: Eukaryota; Apicomplexa; Conoidasida; Eucoccidiorida; Eimeriidae. The record is from RefSeq and is a predicted model, not a curated record. The transcript has 3 exons. The coding region runs from base 1 to 933 and encodes 310 amino acids. Gene Ontology annotation, biological process: tetrahydrofolate interconversion; folic acid-containing compound biosynthetic process.